This is a messenger RNA of Pichia membranifaciens NRRL Y-2026, 2613 nucleotides long. RefSeq lists its product as hypothetical. Bases 1 to 2613 code for a protein of 870 amino acids. Gene Ontology annotation, molecular function: small GTPase binding; nuclear import signal receptor activity. NCBI's taxonomy places the organism in Eukaryota, Fungi, Ascomycota, Pichiomycetes, Pichiales, Pichiaceae. Gene Ontology annotation, cellular component: cytoplasm; nucleus. Gene Ontology annotation, biological process: protein import into nucleus. The transcript has a single exon. The record is from RefSeq and is a predicted model, not a curated record.
AUGGAUAUUAGUGUACUAUUGGAGAAUGCUAUCUUGAACCCCAACCCUGCCGACAGACAGAAGGCAGAGUUGGAUUUGAGCAAGCUUGCAGAGGAAAACUGGAUUCAGUAUGUUGGACUCUCGAUACAGGUACUUGGCGAUGAAUCAAAGAAAACCGAGAUUCGAAUGUUGGCAGGCUUGAAUGUGAAAAAUCAAUUGACAUCCAAGGACUCAGCGAAGAAACAACACCAGGCUGAAAGAUGGAUUCAGAUAGAUCAACCAACGAAAACCCAUUUCAAGCAGAUUGCCUUGAGCACGUUGCUUUCCAGCGACGAUAGAGUGGCAAACCAAGCCGCAUCGUUGGUUGCCGCUAUUGCAGAUAUAGAGUUGCCAAGAUCGGAAUGGCCCGACUUGAUCGAUAUCAUUGUUGAAAACACAAAGCCCGAAAAACCAGUCCACGUCAAAAGAGCAUCACUAUUGACCAUAGGUUAUAUCUGCGAAUCUGCCGACCCUACCAACUCAGUGGUUGCUGGAUACUCCAACGGUAUCCUUAUUGCCAUUGUACAAGGUGCACAAUCCUCUGAAGAAUCUUUAAUUGUGAGAAAAACCGCCAUUAAUGCAUUAGUGAACUCUUUGGAAUUCAUUGAAGCUAAUUUCCAAAGGGAAGGCGAAAGAAACUAUAUCAUGCAAGUGGUAUGUGAAGCUACCACAUCUUCUGACUUUGAACUACAAGCUCUUGCCUUUGGUGCUCUAGCCAAAAUUAUGAGUUUGUACUAUGACUACAUGGGUGUUUAUAUGGAAAAGGCACUAUACAGCUUAACUGUUGAAGGUAUGAAGAGCAAAGAUGAUCGUGUUUCUUGCAUGGCAGUUGAGUUCUGGAGUACCAUCUGUGAAGAAGAACUAGAUAUUCAAAUAAACAGAGAGACUACUGAAAACCCACAGGAUGACUACGUUUCUUUCAAUUUUGCAUUAAUUGCUAUUUCCGACGUUUUACCUGUUCUCUUGUCUUUGCUCACAAGACAGAAUGAAGACUUUGAAGAUGACGAUUGGACCGUCGCAAUGGCUGCUGCUGCAUGUUUGCAGCUAUUUGCACAAGAUACCACCAACUAUGUUGUUCAGCCAACUUUACAGUUUGUUGAAGCAAACCUUGGAUCUUCCAGCUGGAGAAACAGAGAAGCUGCUGUCAUGGCGUUCGGCUCAAUUUUGGAUGGUCCAGAUAGAAAUGAAUUGAAAGGUUUGAUUUCUCAAGCAUUGCCACCUAUCUUUUCCUUAAUCAAGGAUGAGAACUUGCAAGUCAAAGAUACCGUUUCUUGGUGUUUGGGUAGAAUUGCAGAAUUGGUUGUAGAUGCGAUUGAUACUAAUACUAUGUUGCCUGAAAUCAUGAAGGCCUUAGUUGAAGGGCUCAAGGAUCAUCCAAAAGUGGCCACUAACUGUUGCUGGACAUUAAUCAAUUUGACAGAACAAUUGUGUGGUGACCAUGCUUCAAGUGAUUCAACCAUCUUAUCCCAGUAUUUCCCAACUGUCAUCCCUGCAUUGCUUGAAGUUUCUUCUAAGUCGGACAACGAACAUUCCUCAAGAACGUCAGCUUACGAAGCGCUAUCCACUUUCAUAUUAUUCAGUGCCGCCAAUGAUAUCCCAUUAGUUUCUGCAAUUGCAACAGAAAGUAUUAACAGAUUGGACUCAACAAUUGCAAUGCAAACCGAAUACCAAACUGGAAGAAGAGCGCUCAGUGCUGAAGAUAAGGCCUUACUGGAAGAACUGCAAGCCAACAUUCUCUCCUUAUUGACAAAUAUUAUUAGAAGAAUUGGCCACGAUAUAAUCAAUGUUUCUGACAGUUUAAUGACCAAAUUUUUGAGUUUGUUACAAAUUCAGACUGCUGACUCAAUUAUCGAAGAAGACAUCUUCAUGGCUAUAUCAGCGAUUGCCUCCUCCAUCGGUAAAUCUUUUGAGACAUAUAUGCCUUCAUUUUUACCAUUUUUGACAAAAGCUCUAGAAAACGUUGACUCACCAGUUUGUAACUCUGCAAUCGGUUUGGUUGUUGACAUCUCCCACUCAUUGGGCGACUCUUUCAUUCCGUACUGCCAAGGUUUUAUGUCUAUUUUAGGUAACAUCAUUUCCAAUGUUAAUAUUCGUCGUGAAUUAAAGCCAUUGAUUUUGUCAUGUUUUGGUGACAUUGCAUCAUCUAUUGGUAACGAAUUCAUUCAAUAUUUGGGUGUUGUCAUGGGAAUCUGUUUGAGUGCACAGUCCAUUCAACCAACUGAUGACACAAUUGAGACUGAAGAAUUCAUUUUAACGCUUCAAGAAUCUGUCCUGGAUACUUAUGUUGGUGUUGUCGCUGGGUUACAUGAUAAUCCUGCACCUUUGUCCAACUAUUUACCACAACUCUUCAACUUCCUCACCAUGAUAUAUGCAAAUCCACUGUUAUGUAACAAUGAUACUGUCUACCGUGCAGCUGUUGGUCUACUAGGUGACAUAGCACAAAUUUUCCAAGGUACACCUCUAGAAUAUUAUAAACAAGAGUGGAUUACCACUUUCUUAAAGAAGGCCAAAAACAAUCCUAGAUAUUCCCAAAAUACCAGAGACACAGCAAAAUGGGCAAGAGAACAACAGAAGGCAAUGGCAGCGAUCUUAUGA